Molecule: messenger RNA, 1479 nt
Organism: Chrysochloris asiatica (Cape golden mole)
Lineage: Eukaryota; Metazoa; Chordata; Mammalia; Afrosoricida; Chrysochloridae
Gene: GTPBP3
Product: GTP binding protein 3 (mitochondrial)
Exons: 9
Coding region: 1-1479 (492 amino acids)
Biological process (GO): tRNA wobble uridine modification; tRNA methylation
Cellular component (GO): mitochondrion; cytoplasm
Molecular function (GO): GTPase activity; GTP binding; protein binding
Source: RefSeq, a predicted model, not a curated record
AUGUGGCGGGUGCUGUGGACCCUGCAGGCCCGAGAGGCGCAUGGACUUUUCAGGUCGUGCUUGCGCCAUGCCAGCGGAGCCCCGGCCUCCGGCUCCGGAACCACCAUCUUCGCGCUCAGCUCUGGCCAAGGUCGCUGCGGUGUCGCUGUGAUCCGGACCAGCGGCCCGGCUAGCGGCCCAGCCCUGAGGAGCCUCACAGCGGCCCGGGACCUGCCCCCGGCACGUAGCGCUCGCCUGCGUCUCCUCCAUGACCCGCGCUCCAAGGAACCACUGGAUCGCGCUCUGGUGCUGUGGUUCCCAGGACCCCAAAGCUUCACGGGUGAGGACUGUGCCGAGUUCCACGUUCAUGGAGGCCCAGCGGUGGUGAGCGGGGUCCUGCAGGCCCUGGGCGGUGUGCCAGGGCUGCGACCAGCAGAGGCAGGCGAGUUCACCAGGCGCGCGUUUGCCCAUGGGAAGCUGAGCCUGACCGAAGUGGAGGGCUUGGCGGAUCUGAUCCACGCGGAGACAGAGGCGCAACGCCGGCAGGCCCUGCGCCAACUGGAUGGGGAACUGGGCCAGCUAUGCCACAACUGGGCUGAGACCCUCACCAAGGCUCUGGCCCACGUGGAAGCUUAUAUCGACUUCGGUGAGGAUGACAAUCUGGAGGAAAACGUCCUAGAGCAAGCGGACAGCGCAGUUCGGGGACUGGAGGUAGCACUGGGUGCACAUCUCCGAGAUGCACGUCGUGGGCAGCGGCUCCGCUCUGGGGCACACGUGGUGGUUGCAGGUCCGCCCAACGCUGGCAAGAGCAGCCUGGUAAACUUGCUCAGCCGGAAGCCAGUGUCCAUCGUGUCUCCAGAACCAGGCACCACCCGUGAUGUGCUGGAAACUCCCGUGGACUUGGCUGGGUUCCCGGUACUGCUGAGUGACACGGCAGGCCUUCGUGAAGGCGUAGGGCCUGUGGAACAGGAGGGUGUUCGCAGAGCCCGCGUCAGGCUGGAGCAAGCUGACCUCGUUCUGGCUGUCCUGGACGCCUCGGACCUGGGCUCCCCCUCCAGCUGUGACUUCUUGGACACAGUUGUGGCUCACGUAGGAGCCCAGAGCCCCAAUGGGAGCAGCCAGCGCCUUCUGCUGGUGCUGAACAAGAUGGACCUACUGUCCUCUGAGGGCACAGACCUCAAUCCCCACCUGCCCCCGCACCUGCUGCUGUCUUGUCUGACCGGGGAGGGGCUGGACGGCCUCCUAGAAGCACUGAGGAAGGAGCUGGCUGCAGUGUGUGGAGAUCCGUUCACAGGUCCACCGCUCCUGACUCGUGCAAGGCAUCAGCACCACCUGGAGGGCUGCCUGGAUGCCCUCGGCCACUACAAGGAGGCCAGAGACUUGGCCCUGGCAGCCGAGGCUCUGCGCAUUGCCCGGGGGCACUUGACCCAUCUCACAGGGGGAGGGGGCACUGAAGAGAUCCUGGAUGUCAUCUUCCGGGACUUCUGUGUGGGCAAGUGA